Pelmatolapia mariae (spotted tilapia) is the source of this 4311-nucleotide messenger RNA. It is a transcript of the gene oip5, whose product is annotated as opa interacting protein 5. The record is from RefSeq and is a predicted model, not a curated record. The coding region runs from base 75 to 614 and encodes 179 amino acids. Gene Ontology annotation, cellular component: nucleus; chromosome, centromeric region; chromatin. Lineage: Eukaryota; Metazoa; Chordata; Actinopteri; Cichliformes; Cichlidae. The transcript has 5 exons. Gene Ontology annotation, biological process: CENP-A containing chromatin assembly; chromosome segregation.
UACGCUGAGAGCGUGCUUUCCUCUGUUGUUCAAAUUCGCGAAGAGGGCAAGUUGCUGGCUAGGCACCGUGAAACAUGGAAUUUAACGACAGCCUUUUAAUUAAACACACCGAUAACUUAAAGCUGCCGGUCACAGGAACAGUGCACAGACAGCAGAUGACUCUCCACUGUCAGCAGUGCAACGCCGUCCUGGCGGACUCCACAGGCCUCUGUGGAGAGAUGAAAAGCAUGGACUCGCUUAUGUGCUUAAGAGUAACCAACGAUGUAGUCAUUAGUGACAAGAUGGAGUCAGGACAUAAAGGGGAAAUGACUAAUUGCAUCUACAGCUCUUUAAAAUGCCGUGGCUGCCGCUGUGCUCUGGGGAAAGUCAUUCACUCAGCACCCUCACGUUUGGCUCUGAUUCGGUCCAUCUUUCUCCUCUACAAAGCAAACAUCAACUGUUACAUCCUCAACAGCAGCUCCCUGGUGAAGGCAUCCACACUCACAUUUGAUCAGAAGCCGCUCAGAGAAAGCAUGAAUGAGGUGAGACAACAGUUUGAAGCACAGCUGGAACAGAUGUCACGCAUUAAGAACAGACUGGUAGACAGAAGUGUUACCAGUAAUAUGGUCAACUAGUGUACACAGGACACCCAGCUCGACCUGGGAUUAGGGAAAAUAUGUUCUUCAUUCUGCUGCGUACUGUAGAUGGGUUUUUGGUGAUGGUGGCAUUUAUGCGCCUCCAUAUUCUUGUAAAGAAAAUUAUAUCACUAAUAAUGGAUUAGAGCUGAAAUGUGUUUGUUCCAUUGGAAAACUAAGGGAAGAUCAGUGAACGGUAAUAUCUCAGAUUGUAUGUAAACGAUGGAUGCAGCUCGAGCAUUCAAGAGUGUGAAUACUUAAACCUGACACAAACCUGCAUUCUUUAGAAGGACCAGCAGAGGGCACCUCCUCAUUGAAAAAUCAAUUCUUACUGUAAAGAUGGAAAAACCGUCCCGCUUCUUUGAUCUUCCACUUUCCUGUUGAGUUUAUGGCCUCGGUCACUAUUUUUAAGUCUUACUGAAUACAGCAUGAUUGUUUUAUUUUGUAAAUUAUGGCCCCACUUAGGCUAUAAGGAUACAAAACAAAACUGUAUGCUUUAUGAUUGGCUAGUUGCUACUGUGUGACCAUGAAGUGUCCUUUGUUAAUCAGUCAGAUUCACCCCUCCCUUCUGAUGUGUUGCUUGCUGACCAGAAUGCUUCAGAACUGGACCUCACUGUGCCAACAUCCAUCUUUUACAUACAGUCUAUGUCGACAGCUACUAAGUGAAAUUACUUUUUUAGUCAUUUUCUUAAUUGUUGUAGGUUAAAUCAGGGCAUUGUUAUGAAAUAUAAAUGUCAUUCCACCUGUAUUGUUACUUUGGUUCAAAACAUUGUUGCUGGUAGCCUCACAAGGUAUUUGUCUAAAAUGGCAGAAUGCAGAUAUUAACAAUUGUUACAGAUGAUGGCAACAGUUGACACAGCUUCUCAGAUCCCUUCUCUGCUGCUGAUAAUGCCAUGAAAGCAGCGUGGCAUUUUGUCUGGUGACUUCUUGCCAACUUUUGAGAUGUAUGGUCAAUGUUCAGUCACGCUCAGUUCAGUUCAAUUAAAAUGUCAAAGUAAUCUUGAUUUACUGUAGUUUGUAAUGGACAGCAUACACUCAGUGGCCACUUUAUUAAGUACAUCUUGCCAGUACUGUUUUUGCCUUCAGAUCUACACUAAUUCUUAAUGGCACAGAUUCCGCAAGACGUUUGAAACAUUUCUCAGGGAUAUUGGUCCAUUUAGAGAUGAUAGCAUCACACAGUUACUGCACAUCCAUGUUGUGAAUGACCCGUUUCACCACAUUCUAAAGGUGCUGUAUUGGAUUGAGAUGUGGUGACUGUGGAGGCCACUUGAGGCCACCACUACCAGUCUGAAACUUUGAUUAUGAAAGUGAGAUCGAUCCAUACUUGCAUAUUGUUUAUGCCAAAUUCUGACCCUACCAUCCUCUUGCUCUCGUAACCUUCUGUUGUUCAGUUUUUGUAGCCUGAGUUUCCCAUUCUUAGCUUUGCCUUAAUUUUCUUAUGCUUGCAUAAUGACAAUAAGACAAUCCCCUCUUACUGAGAGGAGUGGCACUUGCUGUGAUCAUCUCUAUCUGCUUCAAGGCUGGACAUAUUGUGUUUUAAGACAUGUUUUUCUGCAUAGCUUGAAUGGGUGCAUAACUGCUAAUUUAAAUUAUUAUUUUUGACAGCAGUUUCUGCCGUACUCAUUCAAACAACCAUGUCACAUUCAGUGUCAGUAAAUUACUUUUUCUCCCCGCUCUGAUGCUCGGUUUGAACUUCAGCAGAUCAUCUCAACAACAAACAUAGCCCUCAAUGCUUUGAAUUGCUGCCAUGUGAUCGACUGCUUAGAUAAUUCUAUUAAAAAGCAGUUGAACCUAAUAAAGUGGCCAGUGAGUGUAUAUCUCAUGUAUUUUGCUGUAAAUGCUAUUUUGUUAAUAAAGUUAAUUGUUCCCAUGAUUUUAGGAUCAACAGUUCAGUGAGAGCAAAGGUAGUUUUGUCCCUGCUUACAAUCUUCACACCAAGCUAGAAUUAGGUUCAAAUCUUCCUUCAGUAAUCAUUUUCUGGUGUGUAACCAGCCUCAGAGUGGUAUUAAGGACAACAAACCUUUGGUUUGUUGGUUCGUGUUAUAUGGCAUUCAAACUGUAGUCGACACCCAUCAAUUUAAUUGGCACCAUGCUGCAUUUUAUUGCUGAACUUCUGAUACAGAUUCUUUUUUCUUUUCUUUUUUUUUUUUAAAGUUAAUACAAAACCAGACAAGAGGCUCACACAUAACAAGCAUGCCCAUUUCCUCCCUCUGGAGUGCAUAGUUUCUACACAGUCCACGUCCUCUGUGGAAAAGUUGAUCAACAAAGUGAUGUCGUUAAUCUUACCUAAGCUCUUGAUAUAUAUUUUUUCUUUUUUUUUUUUAAUGGGAACAAAGGUUGAUUUGUUUUUCAGCUGCACUGUGGCUACACUGUCAGGUCAUAUUUGACACAAUGGAGAACUACUCUGUUCUUUACUGUAUCAAACUAGCAGGUAGUCUGUAAAACUGUUGAAGCUUUUUCAGCGUGCUCGCCGUUGUGUCAAACAAGUCCUCACAGAACAUCCAAAAUGAACAUUUCAGUUUCCUAAUUACACUCAUUCACAUUACAAAGUUGGAUUAUUGCAUGCAAUACAAAUCAUUCAUUAUUCUGCUAAGACAUGCAUAUUUUUUAAACCCAUAUAUUAAUGUUGCUAGAUGUCUACUUGCUUAUAAAUUUUUGAUUACAAAUUCCAAGAAAGAGCAUUACAGGGUUGUUAGAACAAAGUAUCCAAGACAGGGUGGAGAUGAUGACGGUGCAAGUCAGUACAUAGAGAGAGAAAGUGCUUUUCAAACAAGUGUCAAGUUCGCUCAGUGAGGCCUUUACAGUUACAGAAUUACUUCAAUGUUUAUUUCUAAAUAAGAAGUGGGCUUUGAAUGGAUGUAAAAAUGCUACGACUGAAGUUUAAAGCAUCUCUCGUGUACUGAUGUAAUAACAUGACGCUACAGCUGCUCUAGAAUACAAUUUGUUCUGCAGAAAAUAUCCUAAACUUUCAGUGAUGAAUCCAUAACUCCCCAAUGAAAGAAGUGUCUAAUUGACUGCGUGAGCAAAAAAUAAAUAAAAUAAAAAUGGGUGGAUAUAACCCUUUCCAUGUGAUGCUACAGAAACCUUUAAACACUUUCACCCGGGCACUAAACUCAUGCAUUAUUGUAGGUUAUUGCUUCUAAAACUCUAAUCAAAUACAAUUUUAUGGAUUAAAAUAUAACGCUCUGAAUCCCAAAACUAUGAGGUAAUAUGUACAAUGUGAUGUCACUGAGAGAUCAUUAUUCUAGGACUAAAAGUCAAUGUCGGAUCCUUACCAAUCAGAUCCAAAUCUAGGAUUAAAUUUAAUCUCAUUCGUAAUAGAACAUUUCUUCGUCACCAUCACACGUGAGACUUGGGAGAUUUUUGGCUUUUGCAUAUUAACUAAUUCUUUUAAUGCUUUAUAGUGCAUAAAUAAAAGAAGUUACUUAUUUUAAGCAUAUAUGCUAUAGUAAAUGACUUGUUUAAAUACUUAACUUACCCUGAUUGUGCCUUACAUUAGUUUUAUUUCGAUUGCACAAACUAGUCAUGUGAUGAAAAUGAGAUUUUGCAGUAGAGUCUAGAGUAAAGCUGUGUCUCUAUGCAGUGUAUUUAAAUGUACCUAAGUCUACCACCCUUUAACUUCGCUGAAAUAGUUUCCAAAGUUUGGCGCUCCAGCUUAGCCUAGAAAUCGAUUUCACUAUUCCUCAUGAAGCAAGCA